Messenger RNA from Salpingoeca rosetta, 4089 nucleotides. RefSeq lists its product as uncharacterized. The coding region runs from base 160 to 4089 and encodes 1309 amino acids. The record is from RefSeq and is a predicted model, not a curated record. The transcript has 8 exons. Lineage: Eukaryota; Choanoflagellata; Craspedida; Salpingoecidae.
GCAAGAACCAAACCAAUCUUUCUUCGUGCCUCUCUCCCUUUCUUCUGUGCUUGCAACAUUCCCACAGCACAGCCAACCCCAUUCACAUUCAACAGCCACCACCGCCACCGGUCAGCACAGCAGAGCACCCGCAGCGGGCAUUGCAUUGCAUUGUUGUUUAUGUUCGUUCAUUCGACCUUGCGCCAUCUCCAACAAGCAAGCAAGGAACCAAUCGAGCACCGAGAUCCACAGCACUGCGAGUGCGUGAGCGCGAGUGUUCGUGAUCAUUUGAUGAAGAACAAAGCAGAACAGAACACACGACGACGACAGAUCGUGCGCCACAGAGCACUGCAUCGCCACUCGAGUGCUCCAGUUGCAUUUCCAAGCGUUGACAUGAAGAAGAUGAUGGUUGCCGUGCUGCUUGUCACCGCCCUUGUGCUCCUCGCAGGAGGCAAUGGUGCUGCGGCCACUGUUGUCAGAAACCCAGAGAAUGGCCACUACUACACCAUUUCCAGCUACAACCUGGGCUUUGGCCUCUCGACUGGCUCAGCCGCUCUGCAAGUUUACGAAGGCUGGCCCGGGCAUCUCGCCACCAUCACCACUGCCGCUGAGGACCAAUUGGUGAAACAGCUUGCUGCCGGUCGCGAAGUUUGGAUUGGCGCCAGCGAGCUGAGCGGUAGGUGGCAGUGGGAAGUCGGCCCCGAAAAGGGCACCGCCAUUCCCGGCUCAUCAGAAAAAUGCGGCGAAAGCAGCGUGUACUGCAACUGGAACCCUGGCGAGCCAAGCAAUUCGUGCACCUUUUAUGUUCUUGUAUUCUGUGCUGCAACAGAGGACUGUGCCGAACUCCGAGGCAGCGGCUGGAACGAUGAGGGCUGCACCACCCCGGCUCCCAGCGUGAUUGAGUUUGAGCCUGCCGACGCACACGGCAACUGCCUCAGCGGCUUUGUCCAUCGCUCGCCGCUCGGUUGCGUGCCGGAGAACCCGUGCUCCCUCAACCCGUGCGCGACAGAUAAAGAGGACUGCGUUCCCAACAUGGCCGAGUAUUCAAGGCAGUGCAUUCCAAAGGCCACCACAACCACCUCAACGACAACAACAACGACAACCACCACAACAACUACCACUACCACAACCACAACAACUACCACUACCACAACCACAACAACUACCACCACAACAACUACCACAACCACCUCAACUACAACUACAACUACAACCACCACCACCACCACCACUACCACCACCACCACAACCACCACUACAACCACUACCACAACCACUACAACCACUACCACAACCACUUCCACGACCACAACCACUUCCACCACUACCACUACAACAGCUGCACCGCCGCCGGCGCCACCCGGCGGAUCCACAACGACAGGGGAGACGACCACUACCUCCACUACCACCACGACGACGACAACCACCACCACCACCACUACCACUACCACCACUACCACGACAACGACCCCUACCACUACCACUACCACUACCCCCACCACGACAACGACGACGACAACUACCACAACAAUAACUACCACUACCACCACCGAGCCAACCACAACCACAACUACCACUACUCCAACUACCACCACCACCACCACCACCACCACCACCACGACAGCAACCACCACUACAACUACCACUACAACUACCACCACGACAACGCCUGCGCGGAGGGUGAGCCCCGUGUCGUUUGUCUUCUCGCCGUUCUCGCGCGAUGCGGAUGCGUGGGACCUGGUCAGCUACAUCCAGGACAACCUCGCCAGCACACGCCACGCCUCCCUCUUUGCCCGCCUCUCCACAACCGUUGUUGACGCCGGCGCCGUUGUGCGGGAUGCGCGCGGUCGCGAUGCCUCAUCCGCCCGCCGCCGCCGCGAUGGCGACGAUGAGGAGAGCAGCGUCAUCCCCAGCAACGUGCGCGGCGUGCUGGUUGGCGUGCGUGUACUCGACGCCACAGGCGCGCCCGUGUCGCAGGACGACGUGCGUGCGAGCGUCGACCUGAGCACCCUCAUCCACAUCGCCACGGAUGGCUCACAGGGCCCGCUCUGGUUCUGGAUGGACGAUGAUGGCACGCCCAUCGGCGCUGCUGUCGGUGCUGCCGUCACCACCACGGUCGCCACCGCCACCUUCACCUUCCCCGGCCUCUUCACCACGCCCGUGUUCACCACCCCGCACCCCACAGGCUCCACCACAGCGUCUACACCGGCACCAUCGGUCUCGUCCUCGCCCUCAUCUUCAGCGACCAGCACGGGCACGGGCAGCGGUAGCAGCACCACGGCCCCGCAGCCCUCCCGCAGCUCCCAGGCGUCUGUCCCUGUUGCUGUUGGCGCCGGUCUCGGCGGUGUCGCUGUGCUCGUCAUCAUCAUUGCCGCUGUCCUUCUCCUUGUGCGCCGCCGCCGCAUCGCCUCUGCAAACAACCGCGCCAGCACCGCCAGCGCGCCUGCCAACGGGCUUGGCUCUGGCCUCCCCGCCCCCGUCAACGGCGGCUGGCUGCAUGGCGGCAAGGGCGCGGGCACCACGGAGCCCUACGGCGUUGUCACAAAGAACCCCGUCUUUGAUGCGCGCGGCAUGCCCGAGACAGACGCAGACAGCGCCAUUGUGUCGCACAACGGCGACGCUGACAGCAACGGUGACGGUGACAGCCGUGCUGGGUACGAUCGCCCACGCGUGCAGAACCCGUUCCGCGACUACGUUGAGCCCGAGGACGGCGCCAACAGCUACGACUACGCGCGCGAGGGCCGGGACGCGUUCAGGGACUACCAGCGCCCGCAGCCGGGCCACGUGUACGACAACAACCACCCGCGCAACCCGGACGACCCGUACUACUCGUACCCGCACCUGCCUCAAGCUGGCGGUGCCCACACGCGCUACUACACCCCGCCCGUCGCGGGCUCCAAGGACCACCACAGCUACGACAACCCUCGCGUGUCCACCGAAACAGCCCCAUACGACCUUCCAAAGUCCCACCCCGCCUACGACAACCCGCGUGUAUCCGACGAGACGGCGCCGUAUGACCUUCCCAAGUCGCACCCUUCGUACGACAACCCGCGUGUCAUCUCGCCCGGGGAGUCUGCGCCAUACGAUCUUCCAAAAUCGCAGCGGAUUGGGCGCGAGUACCUGGAUGUGAUGCCCACGCCCGACGGCGUUGGCUACCGCGUUCCACACGUCCGCCUGCAGGCGCGCGCAGACGCAGACAACACCGACCCUGCUGCAGGUGUUGAUGAUGACGACAAGGAUGUUGCUGUUGAGGACUCGUUUGGGUUUGGCUCCAAGUUUGCGUCACAGCUGGCGUCGCGUGCUGGAAGCGACUUGAACAUUGACCGCGAUGCCCCGCUCAUCAACGCAACGUACGGCGCAACCCCGGCCAUCCUCGUCCGCAGCACACCCUCCAUCUCCAACCGCAGCCAAGGUCGUGGUGAUGAUGACGGUGAUGACGAUGAGGAGCCACGCUACGACCCGCGCACGAUGGGCGACGACGGUGAUGGCGCAGCGUAUGCCAUUGCCAACCACCCUGUUAGUGACCCCGACUAUGAUGUUGCUCGCCAUCUCUCCGCAUCCACCGCCCACCACAACAAGCCGUCCAGCAGCGGCCCACAGACGUACGGCCUCCCAGCCCAAACAUACGAAGCAUCCGCCCCCUCGUCGGCGUCGCGUGGUGGCCGCAAGCGCACGUUCAGCUGGGGCCUUGGCCGCCACAGCAGCAGCAAGCGCGAGAGCAGCACGGACGACAGCACCGCCCAAGCAUCUGCCGAAGUGCUCGGCACACUGCCACCGGGCCUGCUGCGCGGUCGUAUGGCGCGACGUCAGGCAGAGACACAGCUGCUGCCGCACGCGGGGACGACUGGCGCGUUCCUGUUGCGGGUUGGCCGCACGGGCGCCAAGGACCCGCACGGCGCACGCGUCAUGCACACGUGGGCCAUCUCCAUGGUCACGCCAGCGGGCUUCCAGCACCACCUGCUGUUUGUCAUUGCUGACGGCACGUUCAAAGUCAACGGAUGGCGCCUGCCUGCCUCUGUCAACACAGUGGCAGACGCCAUUGCACACCUCAAGCACACGCCCGUCGGCAUGUCCAACGUGCUCACCACCCCAAUCACCUCCUCCGCGUGA